Molecule: messenger RNA, 1348 nt
Organism: Acaulospora colombiana
Lineage: Eukaryota; Fungi; Glomeromycota; Glomeromycetes; Diversisporales; Acaulosporaceae
Source: the annotation of a GenBank genome assembly
AUGUCGUCGGAUGAAGGAAAAUCUUCGACUGUUAAUGGUUCUUCAGUCCCUCAGGAAAAGGUUCGAUCGGCAACCGAAGGGGAAGCAAUAAUGGAAUCCGAUCCAAUGGUCACACAGACGGAUGAACAUGUGACCGAAGAACUUAGUGAAAAGCAGACCAGCGCGACCGAUGAUACUGUUCAUUCUCCCGCAAGGAUCCACUUCACGGAGCAGAAAAAAGUUGAGCGUUUCCCCGAUACGAAAGAAAGUGUGUCUCCUGAAGACCUUCCGACCGAAGACGAAAAGGUUCCACCAAGAAAGAAUGUUGACAUUGAUGAGCAUCUGUUCUCGAUAGAAAAAGUAGCUGAGCGUUAUAACGUUGACGUAAACACUGUAAAACCCGCUGAGUCACGUGGUUUACAGGAGAGUCAAGCUGCCCAGUUAUUGGCGACGAACGGUCCUAACGUUCUGACCCCGCCCAAGAAGAAGCAUCCGAUUAUGAAAUACCUCGAGUGUCUUUCGACCUUGUUCAACAUUCUGUUGAUAAUAGCCGGCAUUUUGAUGUAUAUUCUAUUCGGUAUUAAUAGUGUGGCGAACCAAGCUAAUAGUUAUCUUGGCGCCAUUUUAAUAGGAGUAGCGUUUCUGAAUGCGUUCAUCGAGUUUUAUCAACUACAAAAGUCGGCCGCGAUUUUAGAAUCUUUCUUGAACAUGAUUCCACAAAAAUGUUACGUUCUUAGGGAAAGGAAACUCAUGCAGAUACAGGCCUCGAACCUCGUUCAUGGGGAUGUGGUCUUCAUAAAGAUGGGUGACAAGGUUCCCGCUGAUCUGUUCAUUUUCGCUGCUAACGACAUGAAGGUGGACAAUUCCUCGCUAACCGGUGAAUCUGAGCCACAAGAGCGCAAAAAGACGAACACCCAAAAAAAUCCACUGGAAGCUACGAACCUCUGUUUCAACGGUACGCUUGUCGUUUCCGGUGAAGGAUACGGCAUUGUCAUUCGCACCGGCGAUCACACUGUACUAGGACAGAUUGCCGGACUCACCGCCGGUGAAGAGAAGAACAAGUCACCUUUGUCACAGGAAAUUGAUAGUUUUGUGAAAAUAAUAGCCACCAUCGCCAUCAUCUGUGCCAUCAUUUUCUUCGGUAUCGGAUUCAAGGUGAAUGAUAAUAACUUUUCGCUUACCAUCAGUUUCGCAAUUUCGGUACUCGUUGCAUGGGUUCCCGAGGGUUUGCCUGCGACCGUCACCGUUCUCCUGACCAUUGCCGCCAAACGAAUGGCUGCUCAAAAUGUACUUGUCAAGGAUCUCCAAGGUGUGGAGACCCUGGGCGCCAUCACCCUUCUGGCCACCGACAAAACCGGCACACUCACCC